This is a messenger RNA of Fopius arisanus, 3934 nucleotides long. RefSeq names its product neuroligin-4, X-linked (gene NLG-5). The transcript is spliced from 9 exons. Bases 419 to 2959 code for a protein of 846 amino acids. The record is from RefSeq and is a predicted model, not a curated record. Lineage: Eukaryota; Metazoa; Arthropoda; Insecta; Hymenoptera; Braconidae. Gene Ontology annotation, molecular function: neurexin family protein binding; signaling receptor activity. Gene Ontology annotation, cellular component: cell surface; plasma membrane; synapse. Gene Ontology annotation, biological process: synaptic vesicle endocytosis; chemical synaptic transmission; presynaptic membrane assembly.
UACACUGGAUUGAUAGAUACUGCAUCAUCACCAGAAAGAAGUUGAGUUGACUUCCUUGCGGAGUGAACUUGUAAAUCAUAAACCCAUAAGAUGCUGACGACAACGAGAAGCUCUGGUGCACACAGUGGAGUCACUAAUUCCCAGGACGUCAGUAAUGUCGCGUUUGCAUAUCACGUUGCAAAGUUUUCGGUGAUUUGUCGCUAAGGGCGAGAGUAAAACUCAAGUUUAGAGUUGUUUAAGGGUGAAAGUUCGUGACAUCAGGGAUUUGGAUUGAAAAUAGUGGAAAUUGUACCGGUGGAAUUUGUUGAUUCUGCUGUGAGGGGGGCGAGAGGGGAGUGGAAGAGAGGCCUUGGGGGGGUGAUUGAAGUGGGUGUCCAGGGCAUGGUGGUGGCGAUUUUGGUUGCCAACAAAUGCUGCCAUGCUUGGACCAUGCCAGCCGGCAGCCUGGACGUGGCUGCUGGUACCAAUGCUAAAUACCACCAGGAGUUGCACCGACGUAAGGAGAAUAUUAGUCGUUUUAAUUGCCACUGCCGUAUGCGGGGUCAACGCUGGACCGAGGUAUGCCUCCAGAAUAGUCGAGACCAAAAGUGGACAAAUACGGGGUAUUUUACAGGAAUUGAACACGAGGCUGGAUCCAGUGGAGGUUUUUCGUGGUAUACCUUACGCAGCACCACCAGUCGGUGAUUUACGACUGAGGCCACCAUCAGCCCCAUCAUCGUGGUCAGGUGUCAGACUCGCUGACAGUUUUGGACCAGUUUGCCCCCAAAAGCUGCCUGAUAUCAGCAAUCGCACCGCUGCCCUCAAGGAGAUGCCACUUGGCAGAUACAUUCAAAUUAAAAGAAUGAUCACAUUUCUGGGAAAUCAGAGUGAGGAUUGCCUCACCCUCAACUUGUACAUACCGGGAAGUGGUUCCAGGGGACUCGAGGCACCUUAUGCAGUUAUUGUUUAUGUACAUGGAGAGAGUUUUGAAUGGGGAACUGGAAAUGUCUACGAUGGAUCUGUACUCGCCAGUGCUGGACAUGUCAUUGUCAUUACCAUUAAUUACAGGCUUGGCAUUUUGGGUUUCCUGAGGACUCGGGGGGUGCCAGACACGAGUGGCGAAUCUGGUGGUAAUUUGGCACUGAGGGACAUUGCGAUGGGUCUGCGAUGGGUGCGAGAGAACAUCGCAGCAUUCGGUGGUGAUUCAACGAGGGUCACACUGAUGGGUCACGACACCGGUGCAGCACUCGUCAAUCUCGUUCUCCUCGCCCCCUUCGCCAAAGGUCUAUUGCACCGAGUAGUACUGCUAAGUGGUUCGGCACUGAGCCCCUGGGCAACAGUUCACGACCCAAAUGAUCUCCGUAGUCGUGUUGGCGAGCAAUUGGGCUGUUCAAUGGAGAAUGAAGAUGAUGAUAUAGCCGAUUGUCUACGUAGUGUACCACUGAGUGUUCUCCAGAAUGUGGAGCUCCCCGAGAUCAAGUUCAUGCCUCGUGUGGGACCAGCACUGCCAGUCGACCAAAAUAAUCCAGAUCCUGGAUUGGACAUGGAGCGUGCCAGUGAUGCCUUUAUCAAAGUACCACUGAUCCUCGGGGUAACCACAGCCGAGGCAUGCUUUGACUUCAACGACGAUGAAAUUAAAAUUGGCAUUGAAGAGGAUAAGCGCAAUCGUAUGCUCAGGACAUACAUCAGAAAUGCGUACUACUAUCAUUUGAACGAGAUAUUCUCAGCAGUACGUAAUGAGUACACUGAUUGGGAUAAACCAACUCUGCAUCCAAUUAAUAUCAGAGAGUCAACUAUGGAGGCUUUGAGCGAUGGUCAUACAGUUGCUCCACUCAUUAGAAUAGCGUUCUAUCAUGCCAGGAGAGGAGCGCAGACGUACUUCUUUCAUUUCAGUUAUCAAACUAAAGACGGUGCUUAUCCUCAGCGAUUGGGGAGUGUUCGAGGUGAAGACAUCGCAUACGUCUUCGGCCUUCCUCUCAUCUCGGGUGGGCCGUUCUUCCCCUUAAAUUACAGCAGACAGGAUCAAGGAGUUGCUGAAGCAGUUCUAACAUUUUUCACAAACUUCGCUAAGACUGGAAAUCCAAACGCCCCCCACAACAUCGAGUCCGUAGACUACGGUACGGUUAAAGAAAAAGCUCGAUUUCGUGGUCUCACGUGGGAUCAGUACGAGACUGGCUCGCAAUUCUACUUAACAAUAGCGCAAAAACCCAGGAUAAAAAGCCACUACCGAGGUCAUAAAAUGGCAGUGUGGCUCAAUCUGAUUCCCCAGCUUCAUCAACCUGGAGACGAGGACGUCUCAAUGCGUCAUCAUCACUUCAGAGAGCAUGGAGAUCACCUCUAUGCAGGAGCAGUCCGUGAUGAAUGGCACACCCCAGUGCCCCUAAUAGCCACAACACGUAGCAGCACAUCAUCAACAACCUGCACGACAUCAAUAUCCGAGGGUUCGACAACGCCGGACGUGACAUCAGUUCUGAACGAGAGAAAAGACAGUUACGAGCAGCUCGCCUCCCGCCAAUUCUACAGUACAACAACAGCCUUGGCGAUAACAGUAGGAGUGGGCUGCAUCCUCCUAGUGCUAAAUAUGUUGAUUUUCGCUGGUAUUUACUACCAGAGGGACAGAGACAAGAAGAGAGCAGCAAUGGAGUGUAUUUCAAAUGGCCAAGAGUCCUUGCCAAUGACCACAAGGCCUGCCAACAAGACCAAUGACAAUCCACCACCUACACAAGAGCCUCCGCCGUGCUAUACCACCCUGGCUCGUCCCCCCAUAAUCCAGGAGUCUCCAAUCGAGGAUUCUAGCCCCCAGGAGGGACCUGAUGACAACCAGGAAAACAGUAUCCACGAGAACAAUCGGGGAAACAUUGGUAAUUCCAUUCUCCAAAAGGACACAACACCCCCCAAACCACCCACCAGGACCACCAGCUCUCUCAGCACUGGUGGUACCAUCAAGAAACGAGUUCAAAUACAAGAGAUAUCUGUAUAACAUUAGGGAAUGCCCCAGGGGGGCAACAAACCCAAGCACGUGACUUUCGUCGAGGUUGAUGAACAAGUUCAGGACACGAGAUUCUGAAUAUGCUUGGGAUUCUUUUGAUACUCUCAUUGUGACUUAUUGUUUUAGUGGAUGUCAACUAUCGAUGAGUAUCAGAUACUAAAUUGGACCAAUCUGACUUAUUGCAGUGAUGAGUUUAAUUUUUAUUAAUCUCUGACUUUCACUUGGCCCUCCUGGAGAAAGUGUUUCAACUGUUUAGGGAGUGAUAAUGUUUGCUCGAGUGCAGAAACUCUUGGGAUUAUGGAAAUGGUUUUUCUCUUUUUUUUUUCGACUGUUGAGAGAUUGCUAGGGGUGAAUGAUUACUGACUAUAAUCGCACCGUCUUUUCAUAUGCAAAUGAAUAAUUGUGGUUUAGAGGUUUAAAUUAAUGAUAAGGAUGUCUUUCUAUUUGAGAUAAAAACGUAUGGUAAUGGUAUAAAUAAAGGAUUUUUCUUUAGAAAUUAAUUACGCUUGGGUGUUUCAUUGGGGAUCCGUGUCUGUUUAGUUGCGUGCAAUGAAUAAUUUAUUUCAACUUUUUUAUCUGAAAAUUCAUUAUUUUAGAAGAAAACUUCAUAUCCACGUAUGCAAAAAAAAAAACCAUUGAUAUGAAUAAGAUUUGCUUGGAGAAUUUAUUGUUCAUUGAUUUAAUGAAAAUUGAUGAAUUUUCGAUAGUUGUUGUAACGGUGACAUUGAUGGAAGGGGAAAAUAUUUGUAAAUUUCACAGUUACAACAAUAAAUACAAAUUUAUGAAGCUCAUGAAUUUUAAUUAAACUGGGUUAUACAUAUUCUCUCGAUUCUGUCAAUGUUCUUAAGAUAAUGGUAUUCAAAUCCUGAGUAAAAAAUAUAGAACAGGGGCUUGGUUUCCACAACCAAGGAGCAUAACGAAAAUGUAAGAGCGAGAAUGAUAAAGAAAAUGAUUUGUUACAGUUAA